UAUUAAUUUGCGAUUUGUGACACACUUCUCGCAAGCUCAGCACCAUGUUUACGAGCGUUGCAAGCGUUUAUCAUCAAGCCUGGGAAGAGUUGAGAAAGUCUCGACCACCAACCGUUGCUGGCUCCCUCUCCGACCUUCCUGGUCCUCUCCCACUCCCAACUGCUGAAGUUAAUUCCCAGCCUGUAACCCAGACCCCCACCCCAAACCCUGCCCUUCGCUCUCUGUAUGGCUCCUCCAUGAACCUGGAUGAAGACAUCCCCGAGAUAGACUUGGGAGAUCCCACUGGGCCCUUUGCAGUACAGCAUGUCAGCUCUGAGACUUUUGUCAUUAUUGACAUGAAUGACAUUGGAGAAACAAGCCUACCACAGUCACUUGAGACAACAUGCUGCCCCAGUGUAUUCAGCUUCAUCAAGAGACUGUUCACUCUGUACUAA
Messenger RNA from Haliotis rubra (blacklip abalone), 434 nucleotides. RefSeq lists its product as uncharacterized. Lineage: Eukaryota; Metazoa; Mollusca; Gastropoda; Lepetellida; Haliotidae. Bases 45 to 434 code for a protein of 129 amino acids. The transcript has 3 exons. The record is from RefSeq and is a predicted model, not a curated record.